AUCACGCGCAGUUGGGGGGCCAGUUGAUAACGAACUCCGCUUGCAGAAAGGUGUGCUCCAUCAGUGGCGAAAUUCGACAAAUUCCAAGUGCAGAGCUUUUAACUUUAAAAUCGGCAAUGUAUUCAACUACCAACGGAACACCGUGGGAAGCCGUUUACUCGGUUCGCGUAGUGGACUUCCGCUCGGACACCGUUAGCGUCCCAACGGCCAGCAUGCGUAAGGCCAUGUACGAAGCCGAGGUAGGUGACGACGUCUACGGUGAAGACCCCACGGUGAACGAACUAGAACGACGAGCGGCUGCGCUGUUCGGAAAGAAGGCAGCGCUGUUCGUGCCGAGUGGUACCAUGGGCAAUCUACUGGCCGUGAUGGUUCACUGCAACAGGCGAGGCGCCGAAGCGAUUGUCGGUGAUAUGGCCCAUGUGUUCCUCUACGAACAGGGUGGAUCGGCUCAACUUGCCGGGGUUUUGCUGAACAACAUCAAGAACAAGUCGGACGGAACGUUCUGUCUUGAUGAAUUGCAGAACAAGUUCCGUGGGUUCGAUGUCCAUGAGCCGAAUACCGAACUGGUGUUGAUCGAAAACACCCACAACAUGUGCGGUGGGAAAGUUCUGCCACUGCAGUGGAUGGAGGAUUUGUCUAAAAUCUGCAAGGAAAAGUCCAUUAAGCUACAUAUGGAUGGAGCACGCGUAUUCAAUGCGGCGGAGCACCUAAAGGUACCGGUUUCUCGUGUGGUGCGCGAUGUCGACUCCGUUUGCUUCUGUCUGAGCAAAAGUCUAGCCUGCCCCGUCGGAUCGAUGUUGGUCGGAUCGAAGGAAUUUAUUAAGCAAGCCCAUCGUCUGCGCAAGGCCCUCGGAGGUGGCAUGAGACAGGUGGGAUUCCUCGCGGCGGCUGCCUUGGUGGCUCUGGAUGAGGUUGUACCCAAGCUGGCCCUAGACCAUGAUCGUACGGCGAGGAUCGCGAACGCUAUUCACGCUAUGAACAGUCCGUUAUUUACGGUCGAUUUGAAGAACCUGCACUCCAACAUCUUGAUGGUGCAAAUACUGACGCCCAAAAUAAAGUCGAGCGAUUUUGCUCAACGGUUGAAGGAAGUGCAGGCGGAGGAAAUCAAGGGUGGACUCAUCGAUGGCUCCGGUAAGGGCAUUAGCGUCAAACUGAGUGCACGGGACUGGGCGUUUGCACGGAUUGUCAUUUACACAAACCUGACGGACGAGGAUGUGGACCUGGCCAUUCGGAAGAUAAAAUACGUCAUUGAAGAGUACCAGACAACACUUGUGUAAAUAAAACUUUAUGUCGAAUAAAUGUGACUAUAAAAUAAAAUAAAAAAUAUAAUAUGCAAUCAA
Messenger RNA from Aedes albopictus (Asian tiger mosquito), 1340 nucleotides. RefSeq lists its product as uncharacterized. NCBI's taxonomy places the organism in Eukaryota, Metazoa, Arthropoda, Insecta, Diptera, Culicidae. Gene Ontology annotation, molecular function: L-allo-threonine aldolase activity. The transcript has 2 exons. The coding region runs from base 117 to 1277 and encodes 386 amino acids. Gene Ontology annotation, biological process: L-threonine catabolic process; glycine biosynthetic process. The record is from RefSeq and is a predicted model, not a curated record. Gene Ontology annotation, cellular component: cytosol.